CAAUGCGAGGCCAUGGACACCCUGCACCGUCGCUCUGCUCCCGGCCCACCGUGCAUCACCCCUCGACCUCUUUUAACCUGGCCUGAGUCACGGCGCCGGCACCCCCUCAAUCUUCUCUCCACACACUCUCCCUCACCACUCCAAGUCCAUCUGAGGGCGCGGGUUCUGCCCCUCCUUCUCGCCGUGGACGCCCGAUGGACCUUCCUCGUCAAGUCCAUCUGAGCAGCGCUGCCGUCACCGUCCAGCUCUCUUCUGUAGAACCGCCAGGCUCGCUGCAGCGAUCGUUCUUGGCGGAGUUCGCCAUCAUCGAGACGACCACGGGCAACGCCAUCGACAAGGAGCUUGCAUGCAUGCUCUUGAGGAUCUCCUGCACGUCCCGGACCCCUCCAUCACGUCUGCUGCCUCCCCUCCGUCUUCCCGAGCUUAGCCCCCGCGAGCACUACCCUUCGUCAACGUCGACUUCUUCGGCAGCAUCGUCAACCUUGCAGCCGUCCGAGUCGUCGUCUGCGCGUCUACGUCGUCCCGGAGUCACGAAGCGCGCGUCUCCGAGCUGCCGCGUCGCGUCGCUCCAUCCUCCGCCACCACCGCGUCUCCUCUGUCGCCUCCAAGACUCGCGAAUGCGAACACUAUCGGAGAAGAAGGAGAGUAUAUUGGUGAUGAUUUCGAAGAAGUAGGAAGAGCAGAUAUUCGUGAAGAAGAAGAAGUCCAGGGACAAAUAGCCAACCAAGGCAAGUCACCUCUUGAUGCAUAUCUUGACCUAAUUAUCUUACUCUUGCAUUAUUACCAGAUUUAUAAAUUGCAUGGUUUAUUUAUUUAUGUGAGUGGUCCUGCCACUCGGUGUUUUAUUAUUCCACCCUUACGGGUGCAGCCCUCGUGAUACCUACUGAUCCAACACUUGCUAGAGAUAUGGUGCUUAGCACUUUAUCAUCCUUGUCGCCACUUUUCAAAGAAAAGUCGGACUAUAGGUCGGGAGCCCUCUUCAAAAAGGUUUGUGAAAAUGUUUUCAAGAAAGAAGUGUUUCGAAAACCUUGGAAUGGGGUAGCCCUGCCCAAGUGUGAGUUUAUGAAAAGGAAAAGGUUUUCGGGAAGAAAAGUUGCUGGAGGCAAGUGGAGAAAAUUGUUUUCGAAAAACUUUGGUGACUGAGUACCUAACCGGACCUAGCCAGUACAACCACAUUACCCUUUAGUGGGACGGGGCGUAGCGUAGUAGUUUGUCUCGCCUUAGUUUGAGUCAUGCAAGUGUAGUGGCAGUCCGACCAUGGACGCUUCGACCGGGGUUCUUCCCAUGAGAAGGAACGCAACCCAUUUGCCUUUUCAGGUACGCGGGGUACAACUUAUGAGCUCCCAUUGAAAGAUGCCGAAGUGGUUGGAUGGCAUUCCAGAGGGUCGGGUGUCGGGGACUGAUACGUCCAAAACGUAUCUACUUUCCCGAACACUUUUGCUAUUGUUUUGCCUCUAAUUUGUGUAUUUUGGAUGCAACUAACACGGACUAACGCUGUUUUCAGCAGAACUGCUCUGGUGUCUCGUUUUUGUGCAGAAAUCCAACUUUCGGGAAAAUCCUCGGAAUUUAUGCAGAAGGCCCUAUUUUCCAAGAAUACUGACGGAGCCAGAAGGACAACCCAGGUGGAGGCCCGAGGGCCCCACACCAUAGGGCGGCGCGGCCCAGGGGGGGCCCGCGCGGCCAUGUGGUGUGGCCCCCCUCGGCCGGCCUCCGACGCCCUCCUUCGGACUAUUUAUCGGCCUCGACCUAAAAACGCACGGGGAGAAGUCGAAGUCGCCAGAAACCCUCCAGAACGCCGCCACAUCGCGAAACUCCGUCGCGGGAGCCAGAAGUCUCCGUUCUGGCACUCCGCCGGGACGGGGAAUUGGAGGAGAUCAUCGCCGCCAUCACCGCCAACGCCUCUACAUCAACCAGCCAUGUUUCCCCCAUCCAUGUGUGAGUAAUUCCCCCGCUGUAGGCCGAAGGGGAUGGUAGGGAUUGGAUGAGAUUGGUCAUGUAAUAGCAUAAGAUUGUUAGGGCAUAGUGCCUAGUGUCCGUAAUUGGUACUUUGAUGAUAUUGUUGCAACUUGUUAUG
Molecule: messenger RNA, 2074 nt
Organism: Lolium perenne
Lineage: Eukaryota; Viridiplantae; Streptophyta; Magnoliopsida; Poales; Poaceae
Source: RefSeq, a predicted model, not a curated record